Molecule: messenger RNA, 1347 nt
Organism: Closterium sp. Naga37s-1
Lineage: Eukaryota; Viridiplantae; Streptophyta; Zygnematophyceae; Desmidiales; Closteriaceae
Source: the annotation of a GenBank genome assembly
AUGCCUUCAUCCGGAGGCGGGAAUUCCGGCGCGCCAGGCGGUGGUGGUGCUUCCAGCGCGCCGCCUCCGGCUGAUCGCGCGAUUCUCGCGCAACAGGCGACGACCGUCGUUGAUUCUCGCGCGACUAUCGCACACACGGAGACGGUCGUCGGCGCGUUGGCUGUGGGUAACGUCGCGGUAACCGACGCGUCAGACGGUGGUGCUGCUCCUAGCACGAUUCUCGCGCUGCAUGAGGCAAUCGUCGGCGGUUCUCGCGCGACUAUCACACACAGGGAGGCGGUCGUUGGCGCGUUGGCCGUGGGUAACGCCGCGGUGACCGUUUGGAGCGCGGCGGUCGCGUGGUGGCAACUGAUCGACCUGUCUCGCGCGCUCUCCGCGCUCAGAUCCGCGCGCGAAACGACCGUCGCGGAACUGAGUCGCGCGAAGCCGCCAGCUGACGCCGCCAGAGGCACCAGCAGCAGCGGCGGCGGCGGCAGUGGUUCCAGCAGCAGAGGUGGCAGCAGCAGUGCCGGAUUGGGUUGGCUGCUGCAUGCGGGGAGCAGCAGCAGCAGCGAAGGCAGCAGUAGCAGCAGCAGCAGCAGCAGCAGCAGCAGCGGCAGCAGCGGCGGCAGCAGCAACGGCAGCAGCAGCAGCAACAGUGCCGGAUUGAAGUGGCUGCUUCACGCAAGUAGCAGCAGUGGUGAAGCAUUCCAUGAGAACCUCUCAAGUUCAAUCGUCGAGGCGCCGCACGAGUUGGUGGUGGUGAGAGGGCUCGUGCAGGCAUCCAGGUCCGAGCACCAUGGCUGGAGGAAACUUGGCUUCCAUGUUCCAAUCCUGCAACGAUUCGGCCUUGGGUGGAGGCUCCCGUUGCUGCCCGACCACGGAGUGAAGCAGCCUUGUGCGAUCGUGGAGAAGACCGAGACGAUUCUGGAUACAAAACUCCUCUACGGCUGGCUCACCGGACCGGAUCAAUACGGCAUCAUGUUUAAAAAAUCCAUCCCUUUCUCUCUAGCAGAUACCUCACACCCAUCAGCGCCACGUGGCCUGCCGCGGGGCCUGCGUACUGACGAGAGGGUGCUGCCGAUCAAUCACGAGGUGACAGCUGUCGGCCACGUGAGAUUCGGAUCCGACGGUCGACCCACCAUCUUGGCUUCCCCCAGACUCCCCUAUUUCCUGUUCUCUGACACCAAGGCGGGAAUGCUGCAGAGGCUGAAUCGCGAGUGGGGUGUGCUGCUCGGCUGGUGCCUGCUGCUAUCUGCUGCUGCUGUGGGCCUCGUUGGCUUUUCUCUGUGGUGGUGCGUGUAUGUUGGUGGGGAGAUGGGUGAUGGGGGGAUGGGUGGAUGGGGAAAUAGGGGGAUGGGCGGCUAA